This is a messenger RNA of Hyla sarda, 5129 nucleotides long. It is a transcript of the gene AJM1, whose product is annotated as apical junction component 1 homolog. The transcript is spliced from 2 exons. Gene Ontology annotation, biological process: cell-cell junction organization. Gene Ontology annotation, cellular component: apical junction complex; plasma membrane. Bases 685 to 3969 code for a protein of 1094 amino acids. Lineage: Eukaryota; Metazoa; Chordata; Amphibia; Anura; Hylidae. The record is from RefSeq and is a predicted model, not a curated record.
CUGCACCCAGGCUAUCCUGCCAGGCUACUGGGCACCAUUACAUCCUGCACCCAGGCUGCAUAGGGUAAUAGCAGGGCAUCCUCCUUCUUAUUGUACCAAGGCUAUCCUGCCAGGAUAUUGGGCACCAUUACACCCUGCGCCCAUUCAUCAUAGGGUAAUAGCAGGGCAUCCUCCUUCAUAUUGUACCAAGGCUAUGCUGCCAGGAUAUUGGGCAAUGCUACAUCCUGCGCCCAUUCUGCAUAGGGUAAUAGCAGGGCAAUCUUCUUAUUGUACCAAGGCUAUCCUGCCAGGCUACUGGGCACCAUUACAUCCUGCAUCCAGGCUGCAUAAAUAAUAACAGUGCAUCCUCCUUCAUAUUGCACCCAGGCUAUCCUUCCAGUUUAUUGGGCACCAUUACAUCCUGCACCCAGGGUGCAUAGAUAACAGGAUAUCCUCCUUCAUAUUGCACCCAGGCGACCCUGCCAGGCUAUUGGGCACAUUACAUCCUGCAUCCAGGGUGCAGCAGAGCAUCCCACCAGCGUUCUGCAUCACAUAGGAUCACAUAGCAGAGAGCGUCUGGGUAAUGUCACCUCCUGUACGCAGCCUCCAGAGGGAACAUCAUCCUACAAACUGGAGAUGGCUGCAGCAUCCUGGAUCACAUUGUUGAGAUGAGGACACGUCACUACACGGCCUCGCUACUUUAAGAUGACACGAACCGACCCGCCUGACAUACUCUUGUCUACGGUUUAUCAAGACGUGAAGGUGACGCUGAACCCUAAUUCUCCGAUCCCCUGCUCAACUGCACAAUGCGACAGCUUCAUGUCUAGCCACAGAGAGGUCAGUCAACCACCAUUCAACAAGAGGCACUGCCGCAGCUUCGACUUCCUUGAAUCCUUAGAAGACCAGGUCAUCUACCCACCACAAGUCAUGGAAAAUUCUCAGCAAAGAGGUCACAGGCGGGCUGGGACCCCAGAACCAUCAUCGCAGCCUGUGGGGAGGAGGUCUUCUACCAGGACUGAAGCUCAAUACACUUCUCAAGGGAUGGACACUGCCAAGGACCCAUCCAAAGAACAAAGAAGGCGACCAAGGUCCAAGAGUGCGCCUCGGGUCAAAACCGCCUUCACAUCCGUUCCCAUACAGAUGUCUUCUUCACAGUCUCCUCCUCCGACUUCAAGAAGAGGUAGAGAGGUUACCAGGACUUCUCGGGAGCCUCAGAAAUCUGUGGCUUCUCCCAAAAAGGAGGUCACUUAUGCUCCUACAAAGGUAUUAAUGAACGAGGUGCACCCCAUAAAAUUACAGCCACAGCGCAACAGUGCCAGUCGGAUCUCUCCAUUGUGUGUCGGCAACAAUUGCAUGGAGGACCCUCAUACCGGGAAGCCAAUCUCCAGCCCUCACGUUCGGUGUCGGGUUGACAUAAAGCCGGAUGAUGCUGUAAUUCAGCAUGCCGCCCACACCUCCUCCAAACCCUGUCAGACUUUGGGUGAUACACAAUACUGCUCAAGGCAGCCAGGCACCCCAAGGAGCUUAGCUGUGCCAAAUGCAAGACUUAUGUCUGUGUCUCGUACGCCCACACCCAGCGACUCCUACAGUGUUGAUCCAAGGAUAACUCACUUUGCUUGCACCCCAGGGGGAGAGAUGUAUGCGCCAGAUGUGCGAGGUAUUCCUUACCAAAGUGUUGCUUCACCAAGGGACUUCACACAGUACACCACUAGAGACUGUGGGCAGUACGUCAGCCCAACCAUGCCUACUGCUUACUACUACACUGAGGAAGAUGCCAACUUUAGCCAAACCAUACCAGUCAAGAGUAGGGGGUAUUAUCCCAGACCAUAUCCUGAUUCUGGUGCUCCUGCACACACAUACUACACCGAAGAAAACCCCACAAUGGCACCAAGGACCUAUUACAUUGAGGACCCUAGAUCUUAUGCUAUUCAGGAAGCCCCGAUAAGGACGUUUUAUGGCGAGGAUGCCCGUUAUUAUCCUCCUCGUAGUGUCCCUACCAAAAGCCUUUAUGCAGAUGACCCAAGAUCUUACCCGAUUCAGAGCACAUCAUCGAAGCUCUACUUUACUGAGGACAUUGCAAAGUAUUCAGAAAGAGAGGCUUUAUCCCGGACGUACCCUUAUCCAAGAGGCACACAGCCCCUGCAUUUCAGUGAGUGGUACGUCCCUGAUCAGAGCCCCAUACCUUACCAAACCGUACAGAUGCCUGCUUUUCCCACGCACACUACUGAGAGGGAGGCAAUGCUGUCUUCUUGGCACGCCUCAUACAGCAUGAACCAGCAAAGACUUGGGACUGAUUCCAGAAAUUAUUCUCGGUCAUGGGACAAUAUUUUAAACACUAGUGGGCGCAAGGAGGACCCGCUAUCACGAGGGCGCAGCUAUGAAAACCUGUUGUGCCGUGAGCGACGUGCCUUAUCUCCAGAUGACAGACGCCAACCUGUCGUUGUUAAUCUCUCUUGCUCUCCCAAGCGCUAUGCCGCCCUCUCCCUCUCAGAGAAUUCUAUUGUAGAGAAGGUCCAUACAGAUGGGGGUGGUGGGAGGUACACAAUGGGACGAUCAUGGUUUGUCACCCCAGAAAUCACCAUAACAGACAACGAUUUAAGAGCAAAUGGAGUGGGAAGGAGUGAGCGGCGUUCGGCCAGCUGGGACAUGAUAGAUUCUGGAGUGUCACCAGCCCCUUACCCAGCACAUCCCUCCUAUACUACCAAAGAUAAGUUGCCAAGCAGGUCCUCGAGGCACCGUAGCUUGGAGCAGCUUGACGAACUCAUCGCGGAUCUGGUAAUAGAUUAUAAACCACCAUCAAGUCGCCGACCCAGUGAGGCAGAUGCCCUGGCAGAUCAAUUGAGAAAGUUAAUAAAGGAAGACAUGAUAGGGAUUCCUAGAAAAUCUGAGCCGUACAGCCAGAUGGCCCACUUAUUACAAAACAGACCUCUCAAGGAACAGCCAACUCCUACAUUCCCCGACUUACAAAGAGGUCAGAGGAGGGGGCCGUUCCCUGAGGUGCCCGUGACUAGUCCCCAUAAACCCUUAGAAGACUGUUCUCCAGACCUCAGUGCUGAUGAAGAUGAUCUUCUGACCUGUUCCAAUGCCAAGUGCAGACGCACAGAGACGAUGUUCAAUGCCUGCCUGUACUUCAAGUCCUGCCAUAGCUGCUACACGUACUACUGUUCCCGUAAUUGCCGACGGGAGGACUGGGACAUACACAAGGAGAGCUGUAUCUACGGAAGGAUGGGCAGCGUCUGCCGCCAUGUGCUCAAAUUCUGUAGAGAAAACACUGAGGUGCACAAAGCCUUCUCUAGAAUCGCCAAGGUGGGUUAUUUGUCCCGCGGGAGAGGAGUGCUCUUCUUGGGUUUCCCUAACCCAGGUUCAGCCGAUAAUUUCCUGCAACUAGGUCUGGAAGGUCUCCUCAUGUCUCCCACAUACUUGUCUCUGCGGGAGCUCGAGAACUACUCGGACAACCUUGGAGAACACGCCAAGGAGCUCCAGAUAGCCGGCAACCAGUACGACCCUGAGGAAUGUUUCAUAUUGAAUGUAACUGUGGCGGUGGGGCAAAGUGGCCCUGAUCGGCUCUCAGCCAGAGCCCACCACGUUCCCACUGUCCGCAAGUAUGCCAAAAUAGCCUUAGCCUCUUCCAGUCCGGAGAGAAAGAUCACAAAAAAGGAAAAAGAUAUGGAGACCCUCAUACUUACCCCACCACCUGGAACCGCCGACCUGGAUAAGGAUGGAGAAGAAGGAAGGAAGGCCAGGGAGGUAUGUUUUAUACAUAUCCAGAGGGAGCUUCGGAUUAGGGGGGUCUUCCUUCGACACGAGUACCCUAAGAUCUACCAGCAACUUUGCGAAUUUGUGGAGAACAAUAAGAGGUUUACCCCCACCACAAUUUACCCCAUCGAUCGAAGGACUGGCAAACAGUUCAUGUGCAUGAUCAUGGCAGCUUCGGAGCCAAGGACUCUUGACUGGGUGGCCAGUCCCAACCUCUUGGAUGAUAUCAUGUGACAAAAACACAACCUAGACAUAAAAAAAAAUCCCAAAACAACCGUCCAGACACCUUGUUUUGUAGUCUACGUAUUCUUUUGUAUCGGGAGUCAUCCCACGAUACCGCCUUUCGGGCAGGAGAUGGAUACAAGUACUUCUUACCGCUGCACUAAAAGGAUUUAGGGGGAAACCAUAACCCCCCCGAAGAGCGGGAGCCAGCAACCUAUGGCUCGGCAGCUGUUGCGGAACUACAACUCCCAGGUUGUCGGGGAGCGAUGGGAGUUGUAGUUUGGGAUCAGCUGAAGGGCCUUAGGUUGUAGACCCAUGCCCGGGAGCUUACAGUAGGCAUGCAAUAUGAUCAAUGCAGCGCAAAGGGAGCGGAGGAAUCUCUUAUGUACCAAAGGCCAAAAUUCUCGAGGAGCGAUGGUUUUUUCUAUAGAAUUACUAUAUAGUUUAUUUUAUAGUAAGACGAUAGCGUAGAUUGCUAUUUAUUAUUAUUAUUAAUAUAUAUAUUUAUUGGCUGUUUCCACCCUGAUGCCUGGUGCUGAUAUGAAAGCAAUGAGUUACUUUUUAUGAAUUUAUCAAGUGGAAUUGCGAGUUUUGGUCAAUGAUGUUUCUACGCAUACGACGCCAUAUGCUGACGCUGUUCACCUACAGUAGAUCAAGGGGGGGGGUUACUCAUUAUUUAGUUCAGUGUUUUCCAACCAGGGUGCCUUCAGGUCUUGCAAAACUACUACUCCCAGCAUGCCCGGACAGCCUUCGGCUGUCCGGGCAUGCUGGGAGUUGUAGUUUUGCAACAGCUGGAGGCACCCAGGUUAGGACACACUCAUUAUUAAGUGACAUGAGAGGUGAUAAAUGGAUUGGCAAUUGAGGGGUGUCGGCCAUUUUGUGGAUUUGACCAAUACAUGUAAGGCUAUGUUCACAUAUAGUUUUUGGAGUGUAUUUUGAGGUAUUGAAAGGGUUAUCCAGGAAUAUAAAAACAGAGCUAAUUUAUUUCAAAAACCGCUCCCCUCUGUCUCCAGGUUGGGUGUGGUUCUGCAGCUCAGUUCCCUUGAAGUGAAUGGAGCCAAGUUGUAAUACCACACCAAAACCUAGGGACAGACAUGUAGCUGUUUUCAAAGAAAUUAGCUCUGUUUUUCUAUUCCUGGAUAACCCCUUUAAAGGGGUACUCCCGUGAAAAA